Molecule: messenger RNA, 1512 nt
Organism: Rhinocladiella mackenziei CBS 650.93
Lineage: Eukaryota; Fungi; Ascomycota; Eurotiomycetes; Chaetothyriales; Herpotrichiellaceae
Exons: 3
Coding region: 1-1512 (503 amino acids)
Source: RefSeq, a predicted model, not a curated record
AUGUCUCUUACCAUCGACGAUAACCAAAUUGACCUUCAUACCUCAAGCAAGAAUACAGUCGGAAAACCGACUGUCACCCCAUCGUGGUCGAUAAACCAACAUCGACGCCAGAAUUCUCCGACCACGGCAUACCCCCCGAGGAUAAGUACAGGAACAGGACAAUCUGCCACCCAGCCAGUUAUUCCCAACCCGGAAGUUUUCCGCGGUCUCACAUCGCUCCUAACAGGGGACUUUCAGAAUGGAUCACCCGCCUCUUCCAGUGCCAGUCUCCCAACGGUGGCGGAAUGUGCCGUCCAUCUUGAACUGCUUCUCUGCAUCUCCACUCUGCACUAUACGGUUGAUCAAUCUAGAUCCCUGGACCGAGCCUUCACCAUUUUUCCACGGCCAAGAACGGUCCAAUGGCGACAUAGAACGAAGAGGCUGAAGGACUCGACAUUCGACACCCGAAGGAAGCGGAAAUGGCCUACGUACCUGAAUAUGGCGGUCAAACGAUUUUUGGUCUGGAUCAGCGCUAUUGAUGCAAAGCUAGCGGCAUUAGAUCAGACCAGACGGAUGGGAUUCUUCCCACCGCCGCUCGAUAUCUUAAUGGUUUGGCAUGCCGUCCUUUUAAACCCAAGCUACUAUGUCAAAUUUUGCCAGGCCCACGACCUGAUGACUGUCGUCCAAGUUGGGUUCCCUUGGAAAGAGAUCCACGAGGCAAUCAACUCUGAAAACUAUGCAUUCACACCCCCAACGCCCGCCCUCGAGAAAUUCCAGGAAAUGACUGGUCUCGAGCCUGACCUAUUCGAAAGCAUCUGCCAUCACAGCGUUUCCGAGCCCGUGGCAAUCAAACUCGCAGGGCUCAUCGAGAGCACCAUUCCGAGAUUGGAGGUCUACGAAUCAAAACAUGUGUACGAAAAGGAUCUGCUGCCGGGCGGCAAGGCGUUCCUGGGCCUGCUUGACAAAGGCAACGAUGCCAACAACCUGACCGUCAAGGACAUCGCGGACGCAGUGACAAGGCAACUUUCAUUUUGCCAGAAGAUGGAACUACAGCUCUGGAUCCGGAGUCCUGCAGCCCUGGGGACCCUGACCCGGGCACGAGCCCGCUAUGGCCGGUUCCUGCAGCUCUUCAAGUUGUAUCCCCAUACCAUGCUCGUUCCGACUUUGGACAUCGAUCUCGUAUGGCACACGCAUCAACUCUCUCAUCAACGGUAUACCAUCGCAACGGCGGUUUUAGCAGGUGAUUUCAUCGAUCACGACGACAAGCUGGGAAAGACCACGUUGAACAACGGUAUGGAACGCACGGAGAGCCUAUACCGGAUUCGAUUCGGGGCCAAGUAUCAUAUUUGUACCUGCUGGGAUUGCGAAGCCCUAGUGUCGGCGUUGGAGAAGGCAGAUCUGGAGGACAGUGAUAACAACACUGAGACACCUGCUGACAUCGAGAGUCUUGUAAAUCAAGUUUCUGCCGAUGUCCAAUAUUACCGCACGGCGGAGAAAGCCCGACGGACUUGGGUGGCCGGCCCCCAACGGUGA